Molecule: messenger RNA, 3318 nt
Organism: Danio rerio (zebrafish)
Lineage: Eukaryota; Metazoa; Chordata; Actinopteri; Cypriniformes; Danionidae
Source: RefSeq, a predicted model, not a curated record
AUUGGGAAAGCAUGAAGUAUUUUAGAGACUUGUAGCUUCGUCCUGCAGUUCGUAAAGUGUUGUGCAUAAAGUCGACAGUAGUCUUCAUGGCUCAUUUAAUGCGUGACGUUACACUUUAUGUGUCGAGUACGCUAAUAUCAUUCGACGGAUGACGAGCGCGUGUCACUGUUUUCUACUAACGUUAGUACAUUGACGUUACCGGUUUACAAGAGAAGGCGGUUAUGUUUUACUGUGUCGGUUUUUAAGAGGAAGAGAUGAAGCAGCUGUUGGAUUAUUGGUUUGGUCUUCAGUACGCUGAGGAGGACUGAAGGAUGGAUGAGUUACUCCAGUGUUGUUUCCAAGUCCCAUCAGUGGACUAACGGUGCUCCAAACAACGGUAAGCAGCGAUGGGAGAAAGAACAGAAAUUUGCAUUCUGGAACAAUUUAGAUGAUGAAUGCAGUCAAUCAGUUCCUCAAAAGGUACUUUGGGAAUAAUCAGAGCUGUAUCACUACUGAAAGUGUCUGCGAUACCCCUAAAUAAAUUUUUGGCUGUCUGAUGAUCCACAUUCAGAGGGAGAGAAGCAGCUGCAGCAAUGUGAUGAGGUCUGCAGUUCUCAGCCCAGCGGUUGCACAGCCUGAACAGUCUGGCAACGAUGAAAAAUACCUGUCCUCCUUGAACCAAACUAUUCAUAGGGAAGGCCUGAAGAUGUGCAGCUUGUCUGAAUCUCCUGCAUCAAUAGCAACAGAUGAUCUGGAUUUGGUCUGUUCCACAGAAAGAGCCAUUUUAUCGUACAUCAGUGGCAUAAAGACUGACUCAUCCUGUAACUUUUCGCACACUGGCGAUACACUAUCCCCUAGCUUAUUCUCCCUUUCCCCGUCCCCCUCAUCUUUCAGUGCCUUUUCUCCAUCCUUCUCAUCCCCUUCCUCCAGUCACUCUUCAGGCUCCAUGUCAGAGCUGUGCUUGACUUCUCCAUCGCUUUCAGCCCUCUGUGGUCCACCUGAGACCCAGGAGCUUCUCUACAGUUGCACAGCACAGCCUCCAGAGCAACACCUGUAUCCAAAAUCACCUAAGCAAGAACCAACUGCUGAGUUUCAUCUUUGUAGCAAGAAGCUUCUAGACAAGGAAGAACUUUUCCAGUAUCGCAGCAGUGACUGCAAGGAGCAUCUUAACUUUCACCAUUUUCAGACAAAAGAGCAGUUCAAGAAUAGUUUGGCAUUGAGUGGAGUUGAGGGAAUGAACGGGCAUCUAAGUGAACAGCAGCCUUGCAAAUGGAUGGAUUGUAGGGCUACCUAUGGACAGAGAGAAGAACUGGUGAGGCACAUCGAGAAGAUCCACAUAGAUCAGCGGAAAGGGGAGGAAUUUACCUGCUUUUGGGCAGGAUGUGUUCGUCGACACAAGCCCUUUAACGCUCGGUACAAACUGCUCAUUCACAUGAGAGUGCAUUCUGGUGAGAAGCCCAACAAAUGCAUGUUUGAAGGCUGCAAUAAGGCAUUUUCACGUCUGGAGAACCUGAAGAUCCACCUGCGCAGCCAUACUGGAGAGAAGCCCUACAUUUGUCAGCAUCCUGGCUGUCUGAAGGCCUUCAGCAAUUCUAGCGAUCGAGCUAAACAUCAGCGCACACAUCUGGACACGAAACCAUAUGCCUGUCAGCUUCCAGGAUGCACCAAACGUUACACUGAUCCCAGCUCACUGCGCAAACACGUCAAAGUCCACUCCAGCAAAGCACUGCAGGCACAAGACAAGGUCCAGCUGCACAGUCCAGUGGAGCAGGAUGUUGUGGACUUGCAGCAUCUUCAAGGCUCUAGUCCUUCAGUGUGCAGCCCUGAGCACAGGUGUCCCAUCUCUCUCACUGAGAUCCAUCAGGACGGCUUCAGUGUAUACUCAGAGGAGGAUGAAUCCUGCAGCAGAGCUUUAUCAGGAUCCUCCAGUGUGUCUCUGGAGCAGCUCAGCAGACACAGCAGCAUCAGUCUUCACAACCGCCUGCACAAUAACACCAUCAACAGCCAGCCGAGACUUGUUUGUGGAAUCAACCUGGCCAGUGGUACCAAUGAAGUCCAGUCUGUCUCAGAAAUACACAGCUCCUUCCUGAACUCACAUCAAAAUCUCAACCAGUUUAAUGAAGUGCCAAUAAAUCACAACGUUUUUCAGGCCACUUUUAAUCACGUUGAGCAGAUUUCCAAUGAUGGACGAGAUGAUAUGCAAAGCUUUGAGCAAAAUGGGUUUCCUUUGGCGUGUGUGAGAUCCUCUGGCUUCAGCCAAACCCAAAAUAUGCAGAUGAGGAAAGGGAACCGUCCCGCUAACUGUCCUCUUCCUGUCGGGAUCUAUGAGCACUGCCUCAGUCAGAUCUGCUCUCUAUAGACUUCAGAUGCAGCUUGGCACUUGAGAGCAGCAGAAAAAGAAGUACACGAAAGCGUUGAAUUUGAGGAACUCAAGUCUGAAUGCAGGACUGUGUGGAUCAACAUCCUCGGAGAGAUUCCUCAAGCAAAGUCUGGGUCUGACAGACCUGUAGCCAAGGGGGGUUCGGGUGGUUCAAAAGACCCACCUCCCACUGACAAAGCUCCAGAAUUUGUCCCAAACAUAAGUACAUUUAUCCUAUUUUGACUGCUAUGCCAUCAUAAAUUUAUAAUAAUAACCCAUCAAAGAAGACUUUAAGACCAAUAAAAAUGUUUGAAGCACCAAAAGCGUCCCACAUUAAAGUUUUUUUUUAUUUAAUUACCAAUUAGACUAUUGUUGUCAAUCAUGGCUUAACAAAUUGACUUAUUUAAUUUAUUAUUCAAGUGGCCAAAUUCAGACUGUGGAAGGUUGAAUGUGGCCAGUUUGUUAACAGUUUUUAAUUUGAAACUUUACAGACUGCUGUUUUUUGUUACAUCAAAAACUAUGGUUAUGAUGACUUUCUGACAGGCUAAUCCAGCAAAAAAUAAUGCUUAAACGUCACUAAAAUGCAGUAUUUAAUAGAAAAAUUAAAGUAAAAUAUAUUAUAAUUAUACAAAUUUACAUAGAAAAUGAAGCAAAUAACUUUAAAAAGGUCCACCUUUUGAGAAAAAAGAACCACCCCUUUCACCAGGCUGGCUGCAGGCCUGUCUGAGAAACUCGUCUGCCUGGGCACUGAUGAUGAUGAGGAUGAUGGAGCCUUACGUUUUGCUGCACUGUAAUUUGUGUAGGCACAGGGAAUGUUGAAUCAGUUGACAUUGAGUUGAUAACAUGACACAGUUCUUGAUGUAGCGUUUUGCUGUACUUUUAAAUAUUGUGCUUUGUCUCAUAUAUGAGAUGCCAUUGUAUCAUCAUGUGGUUUACCAAUGUGCCUUCUUUCUUUCUCAAAUAAAAGAAACCAAAAAUGA